Molecule: messenger RNA, 549 nt
Organism: Liolophura sinensis
Lineage: Eukaryota; Metazoa; Mollusca; Polyplacophora; Chitonida; Chitonidae
Product: monocarboxylate transporter 12-like
Exons: 1
Biological process (GO): transmembrane transport; monocarboxylic acid transport
Molecular function (GO): monocarboxylic acid transmembrane transporter activity
Source: RefSeq, a predicted model, not a curated record
AGAGACUUAAUGCACUUUUGUUGUGCAGGCAUUGGUAAUGGCAUGGUCUUCCUGCAGUCCAUCGUCAUGGCAAACCUGUACUUCAAGAAAUAUCGAGGCCUGGCAUCUGGAUUAACUCUGGCUGGUGGAGGUAUUGGCCUUUUGGUAAUUCCCCUGAUAGAGCGGCUGCUUAUCUCGCAUUACACAUGGCAACCAUCGCUGUACAUUGUGGCUGGGAUUUGUUUAAACACGUGCGUGGCUGGAGCACUAAUGCGUCCAGUUAAGUUACCGAAAGCGGACAACACUAGCGCAAAUCUUGACAACAUCUUGCAUGUGACCCCUGGGAAAAGUCUCUUGCUGAAUAAAGUGUUCAUCUUGUUCUGUUUGAGCUCGUUUAUUUGGGGACUGGCUGUUACUGUCCCCAUCAUUCUUGGCGCAGAUUUUUACAUUGAGAUGGGAAUGAAUGGAUUCCAGGUAAACAUUCUAUUGUCCUGCUUCGGCGUUGGAAACCUCGUUGGACGCCUCAUCGGUGGUAUUAUAUGCAACAUGAAGCGUUUAGACAAGCUUGUC